AGUGUGAGGACACAGAUGGGGUCAACAGGAGCAGACUGGAGAGGAGGGGGGACUGGGCUGAGCACAGUGGGGCUGCAGGGAUAUAAAUAUGAGCCGGGGAGUGUCCAGGUGUCUUCUGAUCAUUCACCUGACACGAUGAGACUGCUGGCUCUGCUGCUGAUGGUGGGAGCUGCUGCGGCAGUUCCUCGCGAAGAUGGCAAGAUCAUUGGCGGACAGGAGUGUGAACCCCACUCACGUCCCUACAUGGCCUCCCUUAACUAUGGUUACCACUUCUGUGGUGGGGUGCUCAUCAACGAACAGUGGGUGCUCUCUGUUGCCCACUGCUGGUACAAUCCCUACGCCAUGCAGAUCAUGCUGGGAGAUCAUGACCUGCGAACCUCUGAGGGCACAGAGCAGCUCAUGAAGACUGACACCAUCAUCUGGCAUCCUAGUUAUGACUACCAGACUCUGGACUACGACAUGAUGCUGAUCAAGCUCUUCCACCCAGUGAAAGUGACCGAUGCAGUCGCACCCAUUUCACUGCCCACUGGAUGCCCCAUGGGGGGACUCCCCUGCUCCGUGUCUGGCUGGGGAAACACAGCCACUGGGGAAGAUGUGAACAUGCCCACCCAUCUGCAGUGUUUGGAUGUGCCCGUGGUGGAUGAUGAGGACUGUGAGAACGCCUAUCCUAAUAUGAUCACGCGCAGGAUGUUCUGUGCUGGAUACAUGGAAGGAGGCAGAGACGCAUGCAAUGGGGACUCUGGCAGCCCUCUGGUGUGUAUUGGAGAGGUCCACGGCCUGGUGUCCUGGGGUCAGGGAUGUGCUCUGCCUAACUACCCUGGAGUCUAUGUCAAAGUGUGUGAGUUCUUGUACUGGAUUGAAGACGUCCUGGAAGCCAACUCCUAAAGAAAUGCCCCAAUGCUCGGUUGAUUAUUUCCUCUCUAUCCUCCACCACUAAUUCUCUUUAAGGGUCCUGACUUUCAUUUUGUGUCUCUCUCUCUCUCUCUGGUGUCUCCUGUGAAGUGUUUUUAACACACAUGUACCAGAAUGAUAAAAACAAAAUAAACAUGCUUGGUAGACAUUCACUUUUCAUUUGUUUGUGCACAUUUUCCCCAAAAGAAGAAAUUAAACUACACAGAGGCUUGA
Messenger RNA from Notolabrus celidotus (New Zealand spotty), 1125 nucleotides. Its product is annotated as trypsin-like. Gene Ontology annotation, molecular function: serine-type endopeptidase activity. Bases 16 to 885 code for a protein of 289 amino acids. Lineage: Eukaryota; Metazoa; Chordata; Actinopteri; Labriformes; Labridae. Gene Ontology annotation, biological process: proteolysis. The transcript is spliced from 6 exons. The record is from RefSeq and is a predicted model, not a curated record.